GCAGGAAUUAGUCUAUGGACUUGACAUGAUAAGGUAAUGAGACUUGACGAUGAGUUGCAUGAGGCGAUCUUUUUUAAUUCGAGAUAUUUUGGGUGAGUCUUGUUUGGAUUCUUUAUCAGAUGUGAAAGGCAUUGUAGAAGAAACGACGACUUCCGAUAACAAUUCGGAUAGCACAAAAGUCUCUUCCGAUCACGAAGGAUCUACGAAAAAACAGAGGAGAAGAAGGACGGCCUUCACUCAAGCUCAACUAGCCUAUCUUGAGAAGAAAUUCCGUUGCCAGAAAUAUUUAAGUGUAGCCGAUAGAGGGACUGUAGCCGAAACUUUAAAUUUAACUGAAACGCAAGUGAAAACUUGGUAUCAAAAUAGGAGAACAAAGUGGAAACGUCAGAAUUGUCAAAGACUGGAUCAAGUACGUCAUCACGUCCAAUCCAAAGAUCCUUUGCCUCCACCAACUAUUGAUCAAGCGUCGUCAUCUCGUGCCUUGGAAGCUUCCCUUAUUCCAUCCCCAUAUUUUGGAGCUUGUGUAGUACCUGCGACCUCAGCCUGUAUGAUUCCUCAAGCAAUCUUGAGGAACGUUUAUGUUCCAAGCCUUCAGCUGUAGUUGUAUGUCUGUGUGCAUUGUAUGAAUAAAUU
This is a messenger RNA of Centruroides sculpturatus (bark scorpion), 633 nucleotides long. RefSeq names its product homeobox protein ceh-1-like. NCBI's taxonomy places the organism in Eukaryota, Metazoa, Arthropoda, Arachnida, Scorpiones, Buthidae. The record is from RefSeq and is a predicted model, not a curated record. Gene Ontology annotation, biological process: regulation of DNA-templated transcription. The coding region runs from base 50 to 601 and encodes 183 amino acids. The transcript is spliced from 3 exons. Gene Ontology annotation, molecular function: DNA binding; DNA-binding transcription factor activity, RNA polymerase II-specific.